AUGAUUUUCAAAAAACUCAUCCCGGCCUUCCUCUUCGCCUCUUCUUUGGCCAUCUACGACCCAAGCACCGGCGCCGAUUGGUCUCUCCUUAAACCAGCCUCUCCACGCCCCAAAGGUGCUGUUUCGUCUCUUCCUUUCCCAGUGGGUAUAGUUACCCAACCAUUCUUGUAUGUCAACGGCAAAUGGGAGGCUCCUUCAAGGCUGGAUCAUGAAACGGACCACCAGGAGUCCAAGAAGCAUCGCCAGUCUUUCCCUACUAAAUGGGCUGACAUCCAGCAGAUGGAGAUUGGGCAGGUAUUGAGACCAGACGACCUGGACCUGGAUUGUGAAGGAGACUGGGUGGAUUCUGAUGAUCCUUUGAGGGAGGAUUUUGGCGACGAUAGUGACGAAAGCUGUGAAGAAGAGUCUGAAGACUGGCAUGCCCCAGAAGUGCCAUGGGAAGGGCCUGAAGAAGAGGACUGUGAAGAGUGGGAGGUUCCAGAGUAUGAAGAAGUCAUUGACGAUGGAAGCGUUGUGGGAGGCCCAGUCAAUAUCGUCCCAGAGUAUAAGUUCAUCAGGGCAAAGAGAGAGAAACGGGUGUUUGAAAGUAGAGAUUACUUGCAACAUCCUAUCAAGUACUCCAGUUGCACUGAGGAAGAUACUCUCGUGAUGUAUUUGGAUAAGGGCAUUCUUAGGGAUCCAGAGGAACGUAUUGGGUGUAUUGUCGGCAACCACCAGUUCCAGUUUGACGGGCCUACGCCUCAGUAUGGAGCAAUCUAUGCCGCUGGCUGGCUGGUUACCAGAGAUAGCCUUUUGAGCUUGGGCAGCAAAACCACCUUCUACCAGUGCCUGGCUGGGGAGUUCCAUAAAACCUACGAUGUGGCCAUCCACGAUCAGUGUGUGCCAGUACAGUUCGAGGUUGUGAAGCUCGACAAAGCAUGUUAA
This is a messenger RNA of Candidozyma haemuli, 924 nucleotides long. RefSeq lists its product as uncharacterized. The record is from RefSeq and is a predicted model, not a curated record. Lineage: Eukaryota; Fungi; Ascomycota; Pichiomycetes; Serinales; Metschnikowiaceae. Gene Ontology annotation, cellular component: fungal-type cell wall. Gene Ontology annotation, biological process: fungal-type cell wall organization. Gene Ontology annotation, molecular function: structural constituent of cell wall. Bases 1 to 924 code for a protein of 307 amino acids. The transcript has a single exon.